CGCUCGGUGUCGGCGAUCUUGGUUAUGUAUUUCCCGACGAGCGUGACGUCCGUCCGCGAGUGGACAACGCACGACACGAGGCACUUUUCCCGUUUAAGGCGCAUCGAGGGAGACAAAUAGCGCAGCUCGCAAUUUCGUGCGACGACCAGCCUGUCGUGAUUUCGGAGCACCUCGCGGCGCUCGUCAUCUGUCCCACGCUUCAAAUCGCGUUCGCGGGUCGCCGCGCGGCCGGACCAUGUUUCUCCGCGGGAUCUGAGCCGCCGGCGUCGAGAUGUUGUCCGUCCUGCGGAGCGCUCGGCGCCCGCCGCGCGGAAUCCUCGAGCGAUCCGGCAGGUCCUGGCCCAACCUGUCGUCGCUCGUACGCUGUAAAUCAGAAAACGUAGUCGUCACCAUCGCCGACGUGUCGAAGGUGGUGAGGCCGGCGAGCAAUCCGGAGUACGUUCCAAGGAAAUACUUGUUGAACACGCACUCUCAGGAGACGCUGAGAAACCUGAAAUGGAUGCUGCAGAAGGACGUCUUGCGGCAGGACAUGUUCCUGACGGGCGGACCGGGUGUGCGGAGGCGCGAUCUCGCGCUCGCCUACCUGGAGCUGACGGGGCGGGAGCUGGAGUUCAUCGCGCUCACCCGCGACACGACGGAGGCGGACCUGAAGCAGCGGCGGGAGAUCAAGAGCGGCACCGCGUACUAUCACGAUCAGAGCGCGGUGAGGGCCGCGACCAACGGCCGGGUCCUCCUGAUCGAGGGCGUGGAGAAAGCGGAGCGGAACGUGCUGCCCGUGUUGAACAAUCUGUUGGAGAACCGCGAGAUGCACCUGGAGGACGGUAGAUUUCUCGUUCCCGCGUCCCGCUACGACAAAUUGCUCAAGAUGCACACCCAGGCCGAGUUGGACAAGUGGCGUCUCGUGCGAGUCAGCGAAGAUUUCAUCGUGAUAGCGCUGGGCCUGCCGUCACCGCGGUAUCCUGGUCAUCCGUUAGAUCCCCCGCUCAGAUCUAGGUUCCAGGCCCGUCACAUUCCGCCGCCGACGUUCGAGGAACAAUUUGAGGUCCUGAGAAACUUAACGCCGAACGUCGACGCUGGGAAAUUGUCGCAAUUGUUAUCGUGCGCUCACGCAUUAGUUACUCAGGAGGCUGUCACCAUAGGCCUGCCAGACUUUCCUUUGGACAAUUUGUCGUCGGCCGCUCUAAUUAUGGACAAAAGUCCCGACUUGCCGGUGUACGACGUCUUCUAUAGGUUUUAUCCGUACAAACUAUUUUUGGGUAAAGAGGGUCAGAGCGCCGUCGAGGAUAUCCUUAGAACAUUUAGCGUAUUGAACGAUUCCAAAGUGGAGCGCUCAGUUACUAGCGAAGUAGACGCUAUCAAGAAGGCUGACGAUUUCUUGGAGAUCGGCAUAAAACGCGAAAAUACGAAGACAAGUUUUCACGUUCCCUGCGGCACGGGCCAAUUAUCUGGCGCUGCGAACAACGAUUGUUAUAUAGAAACUAAUUAUCAGAAUAAUUUGUUGGCGAGCAUGCUGGAAUCCCAUUUGACGUCCGAUUUCUGUCUGAUCGGGCCGAAAGGCUGCGGCAAGUCCACCACCGUCCGACGGCUCGCCGAUUUACUAGGGUACCAGGUGGAGCCGAUAGUGCUUUAUCAGGAUAUGACUUCCAGGGACCUGAUACAACAACGGACCACGUCGCUUAACGGCGACACGGUCUGGAGAGAUUCGCCGCUGGUCGACGCGGCCCUGCACGGCAAACUGGCCGUGCUGGACGGCAUCAACAGGAUUCAUUCUAGUACCUUAGCCAUACUGCACAGAUUCGUUCACGAUCGGGAGCUCCAGUUGCACGAUGGUAAGCGGCUCGUGCGAGCCGACCGUUACGACGAGAUAAAGAGAGAGUAUAACAGAUCCGACGAGGAGAUGCGCGACCGCGGCGUCCUGCGAAUCCAUCCCGCCUUCAGGCUAGUAGCCCUGGCCGAACCGCCGGUCGUCAACAGCUCGUCCGGUCAGUGGUUGAAUUCCGAGCUGCUCAGCUUGUUCCUCUUCCACGAGAUGAGGCCGCUCGACAAGCGCGAGGAGAUCCACGUCAUUCGAUCGAAGUUCGGCGAACCUAGCCAAGCGUUGCUAAGUAUCGUAGAGUUAGCGCAUGUCUUACGUUCGUCCAACGAUCCGACCCUGCUGUCCCUCGUCGGAUCGCUCAGCACCCGGCAGCUCCUGCGAAUCGCGGAGCGAAUGCACCGAUUUCGGUGCGACGACGCACACGACGCGGUGCAACGCGCGUGUCUGGCGCGCUUCUUGCCGGCGAUCGCGAAAGAGGCCCUCGCGGACUCCUGCCGUCGCCUUGGCAUCGUCCCGUCAAACACGGCGUCAGAUUCGGCGAUCGAGUGCUCGGUUACGGAGGACUCGGUGAAGAUCGGCGACACCGUCGUAGAUCGGUAUCGCACCGCGGCGCUCAGUAAAGUACCCGACAUUUUGUUCUAUGACGUGCCGGAACACGUCGCGCUCUUGGAGCGGCUGCUGCAGGACUACAGUCUGGGGCAGAAUCUCCUGCUGGUCGGCAAUCAGGGCGUCGGCAAGAACAAGGUCGUGGACCGGCUGCUGCAGUUGCUCAACAGGCCGCGCGAGUACAUUCAGCUGCACCGCGACACGACCGUGCAAACUCUGACCCUGCAGCCGAUGGUCAGGGACGGUAAAGUCGUUUACGAGGACUCGCCGCUCGUGCAGGCCGUUAAACUGGGCCACGUCCUCGUCGUCGACGAGGCGGACAAAGCGCCCACGCAUGUGACGUGUAUAUUGAAAACCCUCGUGGAAUCGGGCGAAAUGAUUCUGUCGGACGGUCGACGAAUUGUUUCCCGUGUCAGCGGCAACGCCCGCAACGCGAACACCAUAUCGAUGCACCCGGACUUCAGGAUGAUCGUGCUAGCGAACAGGCCGGGCUUCCCGUUUCUGGGCAAUGACUUUUUCGGCGCUCUGGGGGACCUGUUCAGCACGCAUUCCGUCGACAAUCCGAGCAUUCGAAGCGAGAUUCAGCUCCUGAAGCAGUACGGUCCGCACGUAGACGAGCGGACGAUACACAAAUUGGUGAAAGCCUUCGGCGAGCUGAGAAGUAUGGCCGAUCAAGGUCUAGUCUCGUAUCCCUACUCGACCCGAGAAGUGGUUAACAUAGUCAAGCAUCUAGAGAAAUUUCCGAACGAACCGUUGGCCACCGUAGUGCGCAACGUCUUCGAUUUUGAUCGAUACAGCCAGGAAAUACUCGACACUCUGGUAAACGUGCUUCAUAAGCACGGAAUUCCCGUUGGAACGAGUCCAAUCAAUGUUGCCUUAGCUAAGGAAAUACCCUUGCCCGAGAUGAAGAUCUGUGGUAGUUGGAACGUUUUGAGCACGUUCCAAAAUAUACCCGUUCAGGAAAGGUACGUUAAGUUGAAACCGCCAACGUUUCCGGCGCAAAACGAUCGAACUCUGGAUCGAGUUGAAGCCAGAUCGGCCUGGUUCACGGAACUUCAGAGUUACUGGACAAUGCCCAUUAGCGAAAACGGCACGGUGGCCGCUUUAGCGGUCGCGAAUGGAAGUAAAGGGGAUGGCACGGACGACAGAGUGCACGUUCUCACCUCGAAUCCUUUGAGUAUAUUUAGCAUGACGCCGGAGUCCGAGCAGGUUCGCGAGACGUCGCUGCAGGGCUUGAUCAGCCCCGUCAGGGGCAAUAUGCCGUUUUAUAGCAUCGCGGUCGACAAUCUCGGGGACGUUUUGGUUCACGAGGAAACUAGCAAUUCUGUACUUGUGGUAAACGUAAAUGAGGGUUCGGUCCGACAAGUGCAGUCCUCGACCUAUCUGGAUGUCGCCAGCGACCGAAUAUCGAGCGCCUUCAGGAGCAGAAAUUUUCAAUGGAAGAUGAAGGCGGAUCUACUCCCGUCGCACAAUCUGAUUGUUUUGUACACGCAGGACCACGACAGACUCGAAGUUAUCAAUUUGCAAAGUAUGUGCGCUUACUCGAUGAGUUUGCCGUGCAACAUCGAGUCGGUCUUACUCGCCUCCGACAGGAAAUGGCUGAUCCAGGACGCGUCCAAGGACAAGUACAUUCUCGCGAAAUCCUCGGAUUCCGAUCCGUGCCCGAACGUGUUGCGCGAGUUGGACGAGUCUAACAGCGCCGAUCUGAAGACCGGCAGUAUCCUGAGCUGCGGCACGAGCAGUCUGCACAAAGCGGAGUUGAGCAGUGCUCUUCAGCAGAAGAUAGACUGCCCGAACAGGCUUCUAGUGACCGAUAAUACGUACGCCGGCAUAGCGACGGGAUUCCCCGAUCUGGACAGUUCCAACGAGCUGCACUUCUGGCCGAGGAAAGAGAGAACGCGCAGCUUCAUGACGCCCAUCGUUACGCAGAACGGUCAGGUGAUCAGAACGAUUUCGCCUAAUCAGGUGCCCGACGAGGUUUACCCGAAGGGCACGAAGCACACGGGAAUUUCCGGUUACUUGGAGAUAGUCGACACGGUAAACCACAAGCUGCGAUACAUUCCAAUCCCGGAACCGGUUAACGUCUCGCCACUGACCCAGUGGCUGUAUGCGAAGGACCUUCCGCUUUAUGCGUCACUUACGUCGAACGGAGGUCUCGUCACAAUAGACGCCGGUGGCUGCGUCCGUUUAUGGGAGACAUCAAUUACGGAUAUAGAAAAGUCGUUAGGAGCGUGGCGCAAGAUGAUAGGCGCCGGCGAGGAGAAGAUGCAGAUCACCAGGGAGAGGUAUUCGGGGCAGGACGUCAGCGGGCCGAAACACGGAAAGGUUGAUAAGAAUAACGAGCCACACGUAGGCGGUAAUACCUGGGCCGGAGGAACCGGAGGGAGAGACACGGCGGGUUUGGGCGGAAAGGGAGGUCCGUACCGGCUGGACGCCGGGCACACGGUGCACCAACUCAGUGACGAGGAGAAGAACGCGGUGCCGGAACACGUGAAGAAAGCCGCGCGCGAGAUGGGCGUUCGCGCGUUCAAGCAGCGGCUCAGGGACAUAAAAAUGAGCGAGUACGACCACAAGCUGUACUCUCAGUUCAGCGACGCGGUUCAGAAUCAGGUGCAGGCCUUGCGGGUCAUAUUAGGCACGCUGCAGGCAAAGAGCAAGGAACGGCAGUGGUGCAGGCAUCAGACCUCGGGCGAGCUGGACGAUACGAAGUUAAUCGAGGGCUUAACGGGCGAGAAGACGAUUUACCGGCGCCGGGCGGAGAAGGAGCCGGAGAUCGGCGCUCCGCAAUUGAAGCCGAAGCGAUUGAAACUCGUCGCGGACGUGUCCGGCAGCAUGUACAGGUUCAACGGCUACGACGGCCGGCUGGAUCGCCAGUUGGAGGCCUGUGUCAUGGUAAUGGAGGCUUUCAGCGGCCACGAGGGUAAAUUUCAAUACGACAUCGUCGGCCACUCCGGCGACGAUUACCGUAUUGUCUUUGUCGAUCGCACGCAACCGCCGGCGGACAAUAAGCGAAGACUGGAGGUGAUUAAGACGAUGCACGCCCACUCGCAAUUUUGCAUGUCCGGCGAUAAUACAUUGGAGGCGACGCAGCAUGCAAUCGCCAGCCUGGCGAAAGAGGACUCCGACGAAUCCAUCGUGGUUGUGCUCUCGGAUGCGAAUCUAGAGCGUUACGGGAUUUCCCCGCAACGCUUCGCAAAAUUACUGACGUCCAACGCGGACGUGAACGCCUACGCUAUUUUCAUUGGAUCGUUGGGUGAUCAAGCGACCAGGCUGACGAAGAAGAUGCCCUCUGGCCGCGCGUUCGUGUGCAUGGAUCUUAAGAAUAUACCACGAAUUCUGCAGCAGAUCUUUGCUGCUUCGGUUUUAAGUACAACGCGGUCGACUUAACGUGAAUGACGAUUAGCUGAAUCUUGCGUAGGAAAAAUACGGCCGACAGCGUCUUUUUUGCUUUAUAGUUGUUAACUAUUUGAUACAAUUUCCGGGAAUACAUGCUUUUAUAUAACACAUUCACGUUUAUAAAAUUAUUGUAUAUUCCUGUAAAUAAAACUUUGUAGACGUCUUUUAAGAACGAGCA
This is a messenger RNA of Vollenhovia emeryi, 5996 nucleotides long. It is a transcript of the gene c12.2, whose product is annotated as von Willebrand factor A domain-containing protein 8. The coding region runs from base 272 to 5809 and encodes 1845 amino acids. Lineage: Eukaryota; Metazoa; Arthropoda; Insecta; Hymenoptera; Formicidae. Gene Ontology annotation, cellular component: cytoplasm. The transcript is spliced from 19 exons. The record is from RefSeq and is a predicted model, not a curated record. Gene Ontology annotation, molecular function: ATP hydrolysis activity; ATP binding.